Molecule: messenger RNA, 1979 nt
Organism: Oncorhynchus keta (chum salmon)
Lineage: Eukaryota; Metazoa; Chordata; Actinopteri; Salmoniformes; Salmonidae
Exons: 3
Coding region: 209-829 (206 amino acids)
Source: RefSeq, a predicted model, not a curated record
AUAGACUUACAGACAGACAGUAUUCACAUAGACAACCAUAUAGCACAAUACAAACAACACAACACAAUAUGAGCCUGGUUCAUUUUCAGUAAUGAGGCCCUGUACCCCAUUUACAGUUUAUACUUCAAUGUAUCAGGUGGAGUUAUUCACCAGCUAUAGAGUGAGUUGUUGUUUAUGUUUCUAAGACUGCAGGGUGGGAGAUACAACAAUGUCCUUGAGAACAGCAGGAAGUGUGUUGGUGGUCUUUCUCUGGUCUGUGACAGUGGUACUGGGGCAGAAUGGCUGGAGUGUUACUUACACCACUCAGAGUAUCUGUACCUUAAAGGUGUCAACAGUGGAGAUGUCCUGCUCUAUCAGAUAUCCCAGUGGUAAAGUCACAACAACCUUGUGGUUCACUAAAGUUUAUGAUGUGGAUAAUUAUGUGAGUCUGUUAGAUGACCCAGACUACAAAGGACGUGUGACGUACCGUGAGGAUGAAGAGAAUGGCCACACCCUGACAAUCACAGACCUGAGAGAGAGACACUCAGCUACGUACAUGUUCAGAUUCAUAACAGAUCAGACCAGAGGGAAAUAUUUUGGGAGCCCUGGAGUCACUCUGUCUGUUACAGACCUGCAGGUUAAGGUGACCACUACAUGGUGGUCAAUGACACUGACCUGUAGCACCACCUGUACUCUGACUGGUAACCCCACCUACACCUGGUACAGGAACAGUAAGAUUGUACAAGGGGCCUCCUCCUCCUCCUCAUACUCAGUCUACUUUAAAACUGACGACAGCUUCUACUGUGCUGUAAAAGGCAUCAAUUCUCCUGCAGUGUGUGAGUGUGACUAAUACACUUUUAAAGUCUGUCAAAAUCAUCCAAUACAUCACUGGUCAGUGUUGAUGUUUAGUGAAACAGACAUGAGAUAGAGCUACUAUUCCAUUUAGAUUAAUGGUGGUUGAUGUUUAGUGAAACAGACAUGAGAUAGAGCUACUAUUCCAUUUAGAUUAAUGGUGGUUGAUGUUUAGUGAAACAGACAUGAGAUAGAGCUACUAUUCCAUUUAGAUUAAUGGUGGUUGAUGUUUAGUGAAACAGACAUGAGAUAGAGCUACUAUUCCAUUUAGAUUAAUGGUGGUUGAUGUUUAGUGAAACAGACAUGAGAUAGAGCUACUAUUCCAUUUAGAUUAAUGGUGGUUGAUGUUUAGUGAAACAGACAUGAGAUAGAGCUACUAUUCCAUUUAGAUUAAUGGUGGUUGAUGUUUAGUGAAACAGACAUGAGAUAGAGCUACUAUUCCAUUUAGAUUAAUGGUGGUUGAUGUUUAGUGAAACAGACAUGAGAUAGAGCUACUAUUCCAUUUAGAUUAAUGGUGGUUGAUGUUUAGUGAAACAGACAUGAGAUAGAGCUACUAUUCCAUUUAGAUUAAUGGUGGUUGAUGUUUAGUGAAACAGACAUGAGAUAGAGCUACUAUUCCAUUUAGAUUAAUGGUGGUUGGUGUUUAGUGAAACAGACAUGAGAUAGAGCUACUAUUCUGUCAGGAUUUGGCCAGGGUUGUUCCGGUUUUUGGUCACUAGAUGCCCCCAUUGUGCCUUUUGACCUUUUGUUUUCCCUUGAUCCCCAUUAUUAUUUGCACCUGUGCCUCGUUUCCCCUGAUUGUAUUUAAACCCUUUGUUUUCCUCUGUUCUGUGCUCUGUGUUUGUAUGUUAGCACCCAGCCCUAGUACUCUGUGAACUCUUGUUGAUCCCGGUGGACUCUCUUGUGGAAUUCUGUUUUUUGUUCUUGUUUGUUUGUUUUUGAGUAUUUUUUUUUUAGGCUUUUUGUGCUGUGCCUUCCACCUUGUGGAUUUACCUUUUUGUCUUGGAGGAUUACCUUUGUUCUUGUGGAAUUCCUUUUGAGGUUGUGGAGUUACAUGUUUUCCUGAAGAACUUCACUUUGUACUUCAUUAAAUACACCAUCUCAAGUACUGCUGUGUCUGCCUCAUCUUCUGGGUUCUGCCAACUAUU